Molecule: messenger RNA, 5401 nt
Organism: Toxotes jaculatrix (banded archerfish)
Lineage: Eukaryota; Metazoa; Chordata; Actinopteri; Toxotidae
Gene: cgna
Product: cingulin
Exons: 20
Coding region: 168-3785 (1205 amino acids)
Cellular component (GO): myosin complex
Source: RefSeq, a predicted model, not a curated record
UUGCCGUAUAAUGAACUUGUUGCUGUGUUAAUUUGCGGAGGAGUUGUUUUUCAUCCCGCUUUUCUAUGUGGACUUUGAUGGAUGUCUGUGCACAUAUUUGAAUCAUCGUUGAAACAGGGGAGACGAGGUGUCAAAGAGGAGCCGAGGAAUAACUUGAGAGAAAGAGCAUGAGCACAGCAUCAUCAGGUCGGAAGACCCCAGUGGACUACGGUGUCCAGAUCCGCUUCAUCAAUGACCUCGGUGAAACUGGGCAGCCUGGGUCCCAGCCCAAGAUCAAGACUCAGACCACCUCCAAAUAUGGUGUGGCGGUCAGGGUGCAGGGAAUCGCUGGCCAGCCAUAUGUGGUCCUGAAGGACGGAGAGAAAGGAGACUCAUAUGGAGUCCAGCUCAGAACCCAGUACCCGUCGGGCUACAGUAGCCUUCCCCGGAGGAGAGACAAGGCAGAGCCAGGAACACAUGGGGUAGAUGUGGGAGGAGGAAGCGGCGGAGGAGGGCAGGGAGGGGCACUACGGCGGGCCCAGUCCCAUGGGUCACUGCUGGACAGGGAUGGAGAGGGAGGUGCAGGCAAUGAGGACUUUCAGCUGUCUAGGCCACCAGGGGAUGGGAAGUCUGGUAGUUAUGGAAACCUGGAUGGAGGAUUAGGAGUAAGAGGUGAGAGAGAGCAGCCUCGGCGUGCCGGUGGUAGAGAGGGGGACAUGGAAAGGAAUAUGUGGGAUAGUUCGUAUCAGGCAGGUCUCAGUGGGUCACUGAGGAGCAGUCAGUCCUACCCUGACCCUCCUCAACAAAUAAAUGAGUUUCACUCUAGUCAGAGACAGACUUCUGUCAAUAGACUAGUAAACAGGUUUGAUGGUGGUAACACCGGGGGCCAGCAGAGAGGCCUCCCACCCCCACAACACGACCCCAGAGCUACAUCUCCUAUCCUCAACUCCAGGCCCUAUACCUCACCUCCGUCCUCAACACACAGCAGCUUGGGACAUGGCCAGGGUGCUGUCACCAGAUUUCCUGGACAAUCCACUAAUCAGUGGUCUUCAUCUGGGAGAUAUGCUGCCGUGGCGACACCGCAGGCCAGUAUGACUGAGGCACAAGUGACCCCUGACCUUUUGCUGGACCAGGGUCAGAGUGCAGAGAUGAGCAGUGAGGAGGAGCAGGUCAUGGAGACAAUAUACAACAUCCUGAGGCAAGGAUCUCACGAGAGUGAUGUUGUCAUCAAUCACAAAGUCAAGCUCAUCUUUCAGAAGAUUCAGAAUAUAAAGUCCAAAGAAAGCCCCAGGGAAGAGUGGAUAAGAGAAAAGAGGGAGCUGGAGAGAAAGAUGGCUGAACUACAAACUGCCCUGCGAGAGGAAAGAAGGGACUCUGUUAGCAAUUCUGAUCCCGCUCUGAAAGCUGAGCUGGAGUCCUGUCUGGAUGAAAAUCUGCAACUCCGGGAGAUGUUGGACCGGAAGAAAACAGAUUUAAAUGAAACACAAUCAGAGUUGACUCAGCUGCGUAUGGAAAGGGAGAAUGCAGAAGCACGGGCCAGAGAGAUGGAGGACCAGCUGGCUGAGCUUCAGGAUGAUCUGAGAAAAGAAAACAGCAACAAGACGGACCUGAUGUCUUAUCAAGCACAGCUGAUGGAGGUGUGCCAGCUGAAACAUAAGCUGGAGGAGACGCUGAGGCAGAGAGAGAGGGAGCUAACAGCUCUGAAAGGAGCACUGAAGGAAGAGGUGGCCACACAUGACAAAGAGAUAGAGGCACUCAGAGAGCAGUACAGUGCUGACAUGGAGAAGCUCCGUAGCAGCAUGGAGCAGGUGUCUCAGUCUCACGCAGGGAUCGAAGCAGAGCGGUUGCGUGUCAAUGCAUCAGUUCGCUCUCUCCAGCAGCAGUUGGAGGACUGUAGAGACGAGAGCAGCCACUGGAUGGAGCAGUUUCAUGCCACCAGAGAUGAACUUCGAACAACUAAACAAGAGCUCCUGCAAGCUCGUCUGGAAAAAGAGGAGUUUGAGGAGGAACUGAAGGAGCUCCAGGAUAAAAUGAGCACCAUGAAACAACAGAUACCAGACCCCAGCCACACACAGACUCUCAACCAGGAGCUCCAGCGAUACAAUGCUGAUCUGCAGAAGGCAAAGUCUGAGGUGGAGAAGCACAGGACAGAGUUUGACAAGAAGGUCAUGGAGGUCAUCUCCAUUAAAAAAUCUCACCAGAACCAAGAGGCAGAGCUGAAGUAUGAGAUUGACAGGCUAAAGGACCAGUUACAGAGGGCCAAAGAAGACAUUGCCAAGGCACAGGAGAAAAACAAACGGCUCCCAGACCCAGCCACCAUCUCAGAGCUGGAGCAGAAGCUUGGCGAGGCGCGUAGUGAAGCUAGCCAGCUCAAAGAGAAACUCUCAUUGUCUGCAGAGGAACUGGAGGCCAGUAAAGCACAGCUCAGUAGAGCUAAGAUGGACCUUAAAUCACUGCAAGAUUCCCAGGAGGAGCAGAAAGAGGCCAACACACGUCUAAAAGAGAAACUCUCACGGUUAGAGGCUCAGCUGCAGACUAAUGCCGCAGAGAGCUCAGAGGCAGAGCUCGCCCUCCACUCUGAGGUGAGAGGCCUGAGAUCUGAGCUAGAUGAGGCAAAGAGAAAAGCCUCCAAACUGAGCCAGGAGCACCGUGAACUCAGCCUGCGCCUGGAGGACACGGAGAAAGACAGGGAGACGCUCAAACAGACCGCCAACCAGCUGGAGGAGACCAAACGGCAACAGGAGAGAGCUCUAGAGAAACUCAACAAAGAGUAUGAGUCUCUGACCAUGUCCUCAAGAGGGGAGGCACAGGUUCUUAGGGUUCAGUUGGAGGAGCAGAGAGAGAGAGCACGCAAGGAAAUGCAGGAGGUGCAGCGUCAUGGAAACGACGCGCAGACCGAGCUGGAAAAAAGCCAUACAAACCUAAGGAGACUGGAGGAAGAAAUGUCACGACAGAAGAAGGAGCUCCUGCUUGUAUGUGAGGAGAGAGACAACCACCAGCUGGAUAAAGAGCUUCUCACCAACAGACUGCGCCACCUUGAGGCAGAGAUAGAGGCCAGCAAAAACAACCACAAUGACAAAAGCCGAGAGAUUCGCAUCCUGGAGGACAAGCUGAAACGCAUGGAGUUGGAGCUGGAGGAGGAGAAAAGCAGCGUAGAGAUGCUGACAGACCGGAUGGCCAGGAGCAGAGACCAGAUCGAUCAGCUCCGCUCUGAGCUCAUGCAGGAGAGGUCUUCCAAACAGGACCUGGAGCUGGACAAGAACGCCAUGGAGAGACAUCUGAAGGAGCUGAGGAGUCGUGUGGCUGACAUGGAGGGCCAGUCUCGCUCCUCAGCAGGAGUCUCCCAGCUGGAAAACAAGAUCCAAGAGCUUGAAGAACGCCUGCGCAGUGAGGAAAGGGAGAAGAACUCUGUGUUGGCGUCUCAACGUCGUCUGGAGAGGAAACUUAAAGAACUCAAUAUGACGCUGGAUGAGGAGCGGCACACACACACUGAACAGAGAGAUCAGCUUUCUCUGAGAGUGAAGGCCCUUAAGAGGCAGGUGGAUGAAGGAGAGACAGAGCUGGAAAGGAUAGAUGGACUCAGAAGAAAAGCUCAGAGAGACAUGGAGGAACAGAUGGAGCUCAAAGAGGCCUCGCAAGCCAGAGUCACAGCUCUGGAGGCUGAGCUCAAGAGGAAAACUCAGACAGCAAUGCGCCCUGCUUUGGAUUCAUCAGCCCUCAGCUCAGAUGACGACGACAGCCUUUAUGACCCGUCCACCAUCACCUCCAUCCUCACUGAGAGCAACCUCCAGACCAGCUCCUGUUAAAGCAGCACUUUGGGGACAGGACGAGGGUGGGGAAACAUAGCACUGCCAGGGGGAAAAAAAUGGAUGGAGGUGAAGGUUAUCUGGUUUGUAGAUUGGGAGUAAAGCCAAAAGGCAGAAUGGCAUGCACUACAGACAAAGAGGGAGGGGUACAAAGACCAUGGAGGUACUUACAUAUUGUAGAGGUUAGUAGGGGAAUGAUUUUCCACACCAGAAUGAAUGGAAGGAAACAAAACAUCCUCUUCAUUUCAGGGAAUUUGCUUCAGUCUACAGCGUACGCAGAUGUUCUCCAUGGUACAGUUUCAUGCACAUAGUCCACUACCAACACACCUCAGACGAUUUUGAGGUUGAGAUUCUUGGCUCGAGCACUUACGGUACUACGUCUGACUUUGACUGAAUAUAGAAUAACAGUCUCAUCAUUUCCUGGUGUUGAUAGUUUACAUGUUUUUACUUUAGUUUUUAUUUUAGUUUUCUCUGCAGCACAGCUGCAACUGACUGAACUCACAAAUUCUGUACAAUGCACAAAACUUAGAUCUACUGGAAACAUGGACUUAAUCACACUGAGUAUGUUAUAAUAGUCACAAGUGAUUUAAAACUGCAAACAAUACAACAGUGUAAACACGCUGUUUUUCUGAGUUAAUUUGAGCCUAAUGGUCUGAUGCAAAUGAUUCUUACCGAAUGAAAUCUAGAUUUUGUUUACUGAAAACAAAAUAAUUAAUUUGUUGUGUAUAUUUGUACCUAUGGAAUAUGUCUGUCCUUUGCCUGAAGAUAGUCUGGGACAAUAGUUUACUCCACUUUCCAGUCUUCAGUGUCACAUGGUACACAGUUUAGGGAUUCUGAAUUAUAAAAUACAGCAAAGUAUGACACUAAUAGCAUCUCAAAUUACUUUUCUUGGACAGGGACACAUUCUGCUUCCAGACUAGUAAUAAAUCACAAAAAUGACAGAAACCUCAUGUUAAAGGUUAAGAUUUUAGUUUUAUUGUUGUUCUACCUUGUAAGUCAUUAUUCACUGUAUCUGUGGCAGUUUCCUGGUUAAGGUCCGCCAGACCUUAGACCUUUGGUUCUGUGGUUUAUGUGAGGACAGAGAGGUCUGUGCUGAUAAAAUAACUCUGACAGAAUAUGGGGUGUAAAAGUGUUUUUUCCUCUUUUGGAGGAAAACAAUGGCCAAAUAUCCUCUCUGUGUGGUAGAAACUUCACGUUUUUUUGUUGAAGCUACACAGUUUCUAUGCAUUCUUUUUUAUUACGUCAAUGAAACAUAUAUACUGUCAUUUCAUUACAAUGCCUUAAAAUUGCUUAAAAUAAUUUGACUUGUUAUUCUUAUCUGAAUGAUUUUUUUUUGUAAAGUCUUUGUAUUUAACAUUUGUAGGUGUUGUGAGGCUUAAUCUGGUUUUGUAAACACUUUGAACAAUCAGCUGAAUUUAUAAUUGUAUUACAUUUUUCUGCAAUGUAAUGUUUCUUCCUGUCUUUCCAGUGAAACUGGAAAAUGGUACAUAUGAUUUGUUAGACAGUUGAGUAUAAAUAUGUUGAAUUUAAAUGCUGGUAAAUACUGUAAUUGUGGCUGGAAACCUUUCACACUAACUGGACUUCAGAAAAUAGAUCUUUUUUUCUAUUGCAUAUAA